AUGGGCCGCUCCGGUUUAUUCAAGAUGCAAGCCCUUCUAGCCCUCAUAGGCACUACAUAUCUCCUCUUGAAUGUUGCAUUUGCUGUCUCCCUCCCAGGAGACUCAUCCUAUGUGGCUGCUGCUGGGUUUCCGACCUCUGUAUUCUCAUCCUACUAUAUUUCCCCAGCCCAGCCAACCCAACAACCCCAGCCGAUCAUCUAUGAUCCGGUGUUGGACCUCACCUUCCCUUAUGAGUUGACGGAUCCUGACAAUAUCCCGGACAAUCAGGAUGAGGUCUUCUUCCCCGUGCCCCGAACUCAUAUGUCUGCCAAGAAGAGGUAUAGGCUGGUUCAGGAAGCACUAUUCAAUGUGACCAACAUCAUCAAGUCAAAUAGCUCAGCAGACAACUGUACCAAAUGCAAGAACGUCCUAGCCGCAGCGAAGCCUGCAGCGUUGCAUGGCCCAGCAUUUGUUCCGGAUGCCAUGGUCAGCCUGUGCAAGGCCUUCGGCUUCCAUGCCGAUGAGACGUGCGAGCAAGACUUUGCCACAAACACAUUCGGCGCUAUCUGGACUCAGGUGCUGGCAUACGCUGAUGUAGAAGGGUUGGAUGGUCAAUACAUCUGCCAUUCUCUGAGCAGCAAGUUUUGCAGCGCGCCAACGACCAGCCCGCUUGACACGUCCAAGCUUUUCCCCAAGCCCAAACCUGCAGAUGCCCAAGUCCCCAAGGCAAGUGGGGAGCGGGUCAAGGUACUACAUCUGUCAGACUUCCAUCUGGAUGCUCGCUAUGCUGUCAACUCUGAAGCAAACUGCACGUCUAGCCUCUGCUGUCGGAGUGACAACUCCAAUGACCUUUCCGAAGACAGUCCACUGCUUUCUGCAUCUGCAUAUGGCUCCUUCCAGUGUGACACCCCAUAUGACUUGGGUCUUGCCGCUUUGCAAGCCGUUGGUCCUCUGACUGGCACUGGCAAAGGAAAACACGAUGACCACCUUGCAUGGACGAUCUAUACGGGGGAUCUGGUAUCACAUGAUCCAGCAUCCCAGAUAUCCAAGGCGCUGACUCAGUAUACGGAGACCAGUAUCUAUGGCAUGUUCAAACACUAUCUCUCUGGUCCUGUCUUUGCAGCACUUGGAAAUCAUGAUACCAGUCCUGCAAACAUUGAUUCUCCUCAUAAUCUCCCUGGGCGUCUGGGGGAACAGCAGAGCUGGAAUUAUGAGCACAUGGCUGGACUGUGGCGCCAUGAAGGGUGGAUUAGUCGUAAGACCGCCGAUGAAGCGAAAACGCAUUAUGGCGGUUACUCUGUCAAGACACACUACGGACUGCGCAUCAUUGCAUUCAACACUGACCUUUGGUACCAAUCCAACUUCUUGACUUUCAUCAACAGCACUGACCCCGAUAACUCUGGGAUGUUCUCCUGGGUGAUUGAGGAACUGCAAAAGGCUGAGGAUGCCGGUGAACGUGUCUGGAUCAUUGGCCAUGUCCUUAGUGGCUGGGACGGAACCAAUCCACUCCCCAAUCCGACAGAUCUGUUCUACCAGAUCGUGGACCGCUACUCGCCCCACGUUAUUGCCAACAUCUUCUUCGGACAUACCCACGAGGACCAGUUCAUGGUUUACUAUGCCAACAACGGGACUGUACAGAAUGCAGAGAACGCACUCACUACCGGUUGGAUCAUGCCCAGCAUCACCCCUCUGACCAACCUCAACAGUGGCUUCCGUCUGUACGAAGUCGACACGGGCGACUUCAACAUCUACGAGGCAUACACCUUCUACAGCAAUGUGUCGGAGUACCCGGCUCUGGAGCACAAAGGUCCAACAUUUGAGAUUGAAUAUUCCACCCGCGAUGAAUAUGGACCAGCAGCUGGGUGGGACGAGGAUGCGCCGUUGAACGCAACCUUCUGGCACCGGGUUACCGAGGCCAUGGAGAAGGACCUGGAUCUUGUCAGUCUGCAUAACACUUACCAGGGAAAGCAGAGUGUGAAGAGUCCCAACUGCACUACGGCCGCUUGUCAGAAGGCCAAGGUCUGUUACAUGCGCAGUGGUAGUGCUGCAUUGGGUAGGCAGUGCCUUCAAGGAUACGGAUCCGUCCAGAGCGCCUUUAAGGAAGAUUAA
This is a messenger RNA of Penicillium expansum, 2088 nucleotides long. RefSeq names its product PPN1 endopolyphosphatase family protein. The transcript is spliced from 4 exons. Gene Ontology annotation, molecular function: sphingomyelin phosphodiesterase activity. NCBI's taxonomy places the organism in Eukaryota, Fungi, Ascomycota, Eurotiomycetes, Eurotiales, Aspergillaceae. Bases 1 to 2088 code for a protein of 695 amino acids. The record is from RefSeq and is a predicted model, not a curated record. Gene Ontology annotation, biological process: sphingomyelin catabolic process.